This is a messenger RNA of Physcomitrium patens, 3469 nucleotides long. The record is from RefSeq and is a predicted model, not a curated record. NCBI's taxonomy places the organism in Eukaryota, Viridiplantae, Streptophyta, Bryopsida, Funariales, Funariaceae.
AACGCGGACAUGGCGUCUGGUGCUCUGUGCUGAUUUGUUCUUGGCCUGCAGUGCUUUUACGAUUUCGCUUCCGUCGGGGAUGUGCUAAGCUUGCUGGAUUGGACUCAGGGAGAACUUGGAUUGGCCAGAGCUAAUGGUUUGAUACUUUUCCUGCUUUAGAUUUUUCUUUUCUUUACCCGAUUAUUUAUUUGAGUCAAGAGACUGGCUGAGGCAGGAGGCGGGGAGUCUAGGCCCAGUGGUGUUCGAAUGCAACAGUUGAAGGGAGUGAGGGAAAGAAAGGGCGAUCGAUGGUUUAAUUGGUGAAGCAAAGGUGUGAGCUGCUUCUCGUCUGGUAUCUUAUAGUGAUGGUGUUGAUAAAUGAGGAGAGCUAGGUGUAGAGUGCGUGGUUGCGAAGCUGAACGAAGUAUUGAUGAGUUCUUUCUCGUGGAGACCUACAAGAUGGAAGGUGGGGAAUGCUGUGGGAUUGUAGGGGCGCGUAAGGUCACUACCGUUGUUGAGCCCAAGAUGCAUCUUCUGCCGUGAUCAGAGAAUUUGCCGUUGCGAAAUCAGGAAAGUUUUUGUAACGAUUAUUGUUAAGUUGGAGGAGGAACUGAUUUUCAGGGGUAGGAUAACAGGUAUUCGGCUUACACUGCUGGUGAGGCCUUUGUGGAUUAUCAGCAGCGUCCAUCGAAAAAGAUGGAGGGCUCAAGAAGAGGCACGAUUGAUUAACAGGAAGUAGUGAAGCGCUUUAAUGUAUUGAUAGCACAAUGCUCUCUGCAAAUUGGGACGCUAACACUUAGCGCUUGAAACAGAUCUGCAAACUUUGAGCUGUGAUUGAUUGCUCCUCUCGAAGUAUCUUUUUGAAGGAUGGGAUGUGUCGCUUCCAAGGAUGGAGUGGAGUCGAACUGCGAGUCUCGUCUUGUAAAGACAGGCAGAAGAUUGUUCAUGCCAUUACAAACACAUGGCAACAGCGACACUGGCUACCAUAUGGUGGCUCUAACUUCCAGCACUUAUGGAAUUUUGAAGGUAGACGGCACCAAGAAUGAUGGCAAUGAUAAGAACUUUGUAAACAAACCUGAUUCUCCUCAUAACGCUUACUAUGAGAAGUUGAAAAACCUCGAUGUCCAUGAGGAUAUGGUUGCGAAGACAUGGUCAGAGUUUAGUCGUAAUCUUCCCAAAAUUCCGCCCCCAACAAAAUCAGAUAUUUCUAAGCAGAUGGGUAAUACUCGGGGAACGGAUACUUCACGACUGACAGGAAGUACUAGUUUUCGGCGAGUUUCGGAAGGUAAGCGUCGACUACAUUCGCAGGCUUCGAGAAAUGAUCACGAGACUAUUAACAUGUGGGAGUUGAUGGAUGAUCUGGCCGAAGAUGGAACUGCGAAACCAAAAGAGAAACUAAUGAAGAGGACGAGCAGUUUUCCUGUGGUGAAGCCCUUUGAGAGAUCCGUUAGCUUUAUCACUAUUCACACGCUGAGUGAACUGGACUCUGACGACCCAACCAAAGCCAUUUCACUUGGUUUGAAUGGUAAUGUUGUGAGUGGCUUCAACUCAGUCGAUGGUAGUGGUACGGAGAACGUUAAGCCGGUCAGGACAGCACUUAUGCCUGCGAGCUCGCCAGUAGUGCCCGAGCGGGAUGAUGUUGUAACGAAGCUGAUGCCAUCGUCAAUAGCUCCCCUGCGCAAAGCUACCACUAUAAUCAAUAACUCCUUACGUUCUCGCCAACCAAUGACGUUGAAACUGGACGAGAAUGUCUCAGUCCAAGAAACAAGCAGAGUUAUAACUACAGGCCUUCCUCAGCCUCUUUCACCAACUAUGAGGAAUGUUGCAGUUAAAGGAACCACUGCCUCUCAUGUUGUUGUACAUCCUCGACAACCUGACGUUGCUCCGAUUAUGCUGGUAUCGGAAGAGCAUGUUUCUGCGCAAGCGCAAAACAUGCCAUCACAACUGCACCCAUCGAAAUCUCCGAUCUUAAAGCCUGGUAAAACUUCUACGUCACUGAACACAAAACUAGGGGUUGAAGUUGAAAGUGCUAUCCAUAAAGAGCAGUGUAGUGUGAGCUCAAGGCUAGUGCAGCCGAAAGCAACGACAUCAUCAGAUCCUGACGUGGAAAGCAACUGUGCUUCAGGUUCUGUUACAGCUUCCUUGGGCCAUGAGGGUGCUGUUGUCCGUCCAGGGCAAUUUGAGCUUUGCGGGACAUCGAAUGAGCCCACUCGGGAAGUGCCACGAUUUGCCUCUUCAAUACACGUGCUUUCUCUUGCAGCCUCGUCUGAACUUCAAAAUCGGAAGAACUCUAUAAGCCAGGUUUUGGGUGACGGGGCCCGUCGGAGCAGAGACGGUGAGGUUUCUCCGGAAAACAAAAGUUUUGGAGCAGGAGCCACAGGAUCGUCGACUGGAGCUGGUAAAAGCCCGACAGGCGCCACGGAACGAGGUGUGACCACAAAUUCUGGAAGUUCACUCAUUGUGGAUGGUAUCGAAGACUCGGAGAUGGACUCCGAUUUACUAGCUUCUUUUGAAGAAGCCCUGGAGAUGUUCUCCACAGAAAAAUGGUACAAGGUGGAGGAUAGUAAAAGUGAAGCUGAUUUCGCUUCUGACGUUUCCGAGAAUAAUGGGCAUUCACCGAUGUCACUUGUUAAACUGGGAGAUGGAUUGUUUGUUGACAAAAUUCGACAUGGAAAUGUAGAUAAAGGAGUAGCAGUGAAGCCUGAUCCCUGGGCACAGUAUGCGCGAAAGUGUCCCCCAGCUGGAAAAGACCGAAUUGUGCUCUACACAACUACCUUGCGUGGGAUUCGCAAAACAUUCGAAGAUUGUAACAAUGCAAGAUUCAUCUUGGAGAGCUUUAACGUUGAGAUUGAUGAGCGGGAUGUGUCCAUUCAUGCAGAGUUUCGGCAGGAAUUGAAGAAACUUGCUGGAAAGUUGGUAUCAGUUCCUCAGACUUUCAUUAAGGGCCGUUAUAUUGGAGGUGUAGAUACCCUCAUUCGAUUGCAUGAGGAUGGCACCCUUGCCAGUUUUGUGGAUGGUAUGCCAUCUCAAAAGUCCCGCGAAGAAUGUGACGGAUGUGGGGGGAUCCGCUUUGUUCCCUGCUCAAAUUGCAGUGGCAGUACCAAGGUGGUAAAUGAGGCAAAUGAGGUGGUGCGGUGCAGUGAAUGUAAUGAAAAUGGAUUAAUUCGGUGUCCAAUAUGCAAUUAGAAGAUUGCUGAAUUGUUGCCAUUAGACUGUACAGUAAAAUCAUCAAUACCUUUGUGUAUUUUUGUGUGGCCGAGGCAUUUAGUUCUUUAGGCAGGAAACAUGUUUGAAGUUUAAGCAUGCUAGAAAUCGGUCUUGAACAGACUACAGGCUUAACUCCUUCAACGUUAGUGUAGAUGAUAGUGAAAAUCAGUUUGUGGAGGUCGUUGCCAAGUAUAACAAGAAGUAUGGUUUUCUAGAUAGCUCACUUGAACUUAAACGUUCUGGAAGGCGAGCUUUAUUCAAAUCAGACGAGUAUUCGAAUCAA